Molecule: messenger RNA, 489 nt
Organism: Eruca vesicaria subsp. sativa (arugula)
Lineage: Eukaryota; Viridiplantae; Streptophyta; Magnoliopsida; Brassicales; Brassicaceae
Source: the annotation of a GenBank genome assembly
AUGUCGAGCGCUACAAUUGUCGAUGAACCUAACCCUCAUAACCUGAUAUGGUGGACGAACAGGCACUUAUGGUACGAUGUUGCGAUGAACACCAUCAUUAUAAUCCUCAUCACUGAUGCUGUCUUACAUAUGACUCUAAGAGCCCACAAGAUUCCCUUAGAUGAUAAUAUUGAGCAAUCUGGAGCUGUAUAUAUGCUCGCAGCUGCGUACGGGCUUGUCACCUAUAUUAAUUUUGCGAGUUGGAUGACUAAGGAUGAAGAGUGGUUACUAGCAAUUUACAUCAUGGGACGCAUCGGUCAUACAUUAGGCUUCUGUAUUUUCCUCUGCCUCCUCUAUUCUAUUUCUCACUUGGCUAUGUACAUUGCUCUACUUUGUUUCCUAUGGUUGGUACCAGCCAUGUUUGCACCGUGUUGUCCAUGUCUAUGGAGAGGAGAGCCAGCUUGGUGGAACUUUGUGCAGAAACCACAAUCCACAGUAGCUAUUGUUUAA